AUGCAGAUGUGGACAAAGUAUAAGCUGUUUGUUGGUAACUUGUCAUGGACGGUAACUUCAGAGUCAUUAGCUGGAGCGUUUAGGGAAUGUGGAGAUGUGGUUGGAGCUAGAGUUGUGUUCGAUGGAGAUACAGGGAAGUCACGAGGUUAUGGCUUUGUGUGUUACUCUUCUCAAGCGGAAAUGGAAACCGCGCUUCAGUCUCUUGAUGGGUUUGAGCUAGAAGGACGUGCGAUUCGAGUGAAUUUGGCUCAAGGGAAGAAAUACUGA
This is a messenger RNA of Microthlaspi erraticum, 267 nucleotides long. Lineage: Eukaryota; Viridiplantae; Streptophyta; Magnoliopsida; Brassicales; Brassicaceae. The record is from the annotation of a GenBank genome assembly.